Arvicola amphibius (Eurasian water vole) is the source of this 927-nucleotide messenger RNA. RefSeq names its product olfactory receptor 8D1-like. Gene Ontology annotation, cellular component: membrane. Gene Ontology annotation, molecular function: G protein-coupled receptor activity; olfactory receptor activity; odorant binding. Lineage: Eukaryota; Metazoa; Chordata; Mammalia; Rodentia; Cricetidae. The record is from RefSeq and is a predicted model, not a curated record. Gene Ontology annotation, biological process: G protein-coupled receptor signaling pathway; sensory perception of smell. The coding region runs from base 1 to 927 and encodes 308 amino acids. The transcript has a single exon.
AUGAGCACUGGAAAUAAUUCUGCAACAGCAGUGUUUGUCCUGGUGGGAUUAACUCAGCAGUCAGAGCUCUUGCUGCCCCUCUUCCUCCUGUUCCUGGGAAUCUACAUGAUGACAGUAGUGGGGAAUUUGGGCAUGAUUCUGCUCAUCACAUUCAGUCCACUGCUGCACACUCCCAUGUAUUACUUUCUCAGCAGCUUGUCCUUUGUUGAUCUCUGCUAUUCCACGGUCAUUACACCUAAAAUGUUGGUGAACUUUCUUGGAAAGAAAAAUCUGAUCUUCUAUUCUGAGUGCAUGGCCCAGCUCUUUUUCUUUGUGAUCUUUGUGGUGGCUGAGGGUUACCUACUUACUGCCAUGGCAUAUGAUCGCUAUGUGGCCAUCUGCAGACCAUUACUGUAUAAUGUGAUCAUGUCCUCUAGGCUCUGUUCACUGUUAGUUAUGGUUUCCUUCAUCCUAGGCCUUUUGUCUGCCAUUGCACACACAAGUGCUAUGAUGACACUGAGCUUCUGUAAAUCCCACAUCAUAAGCCAUUACUUCUGUGAUGUUCUCCCCCUCCUCAACCUCUCCUGCUCCAGCACACAUCUCAAUGAGCUUCUUCUAUUUAUUAUUGCAGGACUCAACACCUUGGUGCCUACCAUAGCUGUUUUUGUCUCUUAUAUCUUUAUCUUCUCCAACAUCCUUCGCAUCAGAUCAUCAGAGGGUCGGUCCAAAGCUUUUGGAACUUGCAGCUCUCAUCUCAUGGCUGUGGGGAUCUUUUUUGGUUCUAUCACCUUCAUGUAUUUCAAACCUCCUUCUAGUAAUACUUUGGAGGAAGAGAAGGUGUCCUCUGUAUUUUAUACCACAGUGAUCCCCUUGUUGAACCCAUUAAUAUAUAGUUUGAGGAACAAAGAUGUGAAAAGAGCUUUGGGAAGAUUCUUGGUGGGGAGAUAA